AUGGCUUCAAGUCAAUUGACAUCAGACACCGGCUCCGAGAGUGGGGAGGAGUGGCCGUCUUCGCUUCCAUCAUCACCUGAGCCAUCAUCUCCAGGAACGCCAGAAUCACGCAGUCCAAGACUAAAGGCAAAGCCAGAGUCAGUUCAAAAAGUGUGUGAGGUGUGUGAGGGUCCGUUGGAUCCUUCUGCAUCAUGCCAUAGCUUUGCUUCACUGCCUCCCAUCCCGAGAACCGAAGCUAUACAGUUAUUAUCCACCGAUUCUCAAACUCCAGAUCAUUGGAUUGCACGAGACAGCCGCAUGAUUCGACUUACGGGGAAACAUCCGUACAACGUAGAGGCCCCUUUAUCCGCGUUGUUCGAUGCUGGAUUUCUUACUCCCCAAAACCUCUUCUAUGUUCGCAGUCAUGGAGAUACUCCACGUGUCAGCAUCAAGCAAGCGCAGGAAUGGAAGCUACGUAUCCACGGCCUUGUCGAGAAAGAGAUAGAAUUUUCGAUUCAAGAGCUCAAAGACAAAUUCCAAGUUGUCACGUUACCUGUCACUCUGGUAUGUGCUGGCAACCGUCGUAAGGAGCAGAAUAUGGUUCUCAAAGGGCUUGGGUUCAAUUGGGGUGCAGCGGGUGUGUCUACCGGUCUCUUUACAGGCGUCUAUCUAGCCGACAUUCUCGAUUACUGCAAGCCUAAGAAUCCUCUUUUAUCUUCAUAUCCCUCCGGCGAUCAACAUAUUCCUGGACGUGCGCGUCAUGUCAUCUUCGAAGGCGCAGACGAGCUUCCCAAAGGCAAAUAUGGUACAUCUCAGAGGCUCAGCUGGGCGUUGGAUCGAAGCAAGGGCAUGCUCAUAUCUUGGGGCCUCAAUGGCGAGGAUCUUCUACCUGAUCACGGUUAUCCUCUCAGAUUAGUGGUCCCGGGCCAGAUUGGUGGGCGAAUGGUAAAAUGGCUCCAACGAAUCGAGGUGUCGGACCGUGAGAGUCAGCACCAUUUGCAUUUUUUCGACAACAAGCUUCUCCCCACUACAGUGACUGCCGACCAGGCGAGAAAGGAAGACAAGUGGUGGUACGACCCAAAAUACAUCAUCAAUGAACUCAAUGUCAAUGCGGCAAUCUGUUCACCAUCCCACAACGAUACAGUUCAGCUGGCAUCGGAUACUUCCAUGACGCAGAUUCUACCCAUAGAAGGAUAUGCGUACACUGGUGGUGGGCGACGUAUAACCCGCGUCGAGGUGACGCUUGACGAUGGAGAGACUUGGAAUCUCUGUGAUAUAAAAUACCCCGAGGACCUCUACCGCAUGCACCCUAUAGGGAACCAUCCUUACUACGGGUCUCUUGAUCUGACCAUGACUGAUAUGAGUUUUUCUUGGUGUUUUUGGAAGCUUGAAGUUGAUGUCAAGUCACUGCUGGUAGAUCGUGAUGCCGGAUUCAUUGCCGUGCGCGCAAUGGAUGAAGCUCUGAGCAUUAUGCCGCGAGACAUGUAUUGGACUGCCACGUCGAUGAUGAAUUCUUGGUGGUUUCGCGUCGCCUUAUACAAGGAGAAUGGCGGCCGAACUCUUCGAUUUGAGCAUCCAACUGUGCCAGGUAAUGCCAACGGCGGCUGGAUGCAGCGUAUGAAUGAGGCUGGAGCAGAUCCAAGACAUCCUUGCCUCAAGCAGAACAAUUUGUUUACUGGUCCAUCAUUUGGUUCCACCACAGCAACUCCGGUUACAUCUCAAAGAAAUGAAGCGGGUGAAGAUACCAAGAGCGUGAUGAUCAAUCCGGAUAAAGCAGCAACAAUCGUUACGGCAUCUCAGUUUGCCGAGCAUGCUGAUGGAGAGGGUCCGUCUCCUUGGUUCGUCGUCGAGGGCCAUGUAUAUGAUGGGACAGGUUUCCUUACGUCGCACCCUGGUGGAGAGCAAUCCAUUCGUCUAGCUGCUGGCGAGGAUGCCACCGAAGACUUUCUGGCUAUUCACUCUAUGGAUGCUAAGAAAUUGUUGAAAGAUUACCAUAUCGGGAAGCUGGAACAACGCGCAUCGCCGCCAACAAGUCUGUCACCAAAAUCUGAGAGCCAAGAUGAUCCAUCUAGACCGUUUCUCGAUUCAAAAGUAUGGAAGAAGAUUCGCUUAGUACACACGAGAGCUAUUUCUCACGAUUCACGAAUCUUUCGUUUCGCCUUGCCUCACGAAGACCAGAUCCUCGGCUUACCAGUGGGCCACCACGUUUACUUGCGCGCAAAGAAAGUUGACAAAGCAAACGGGAAAGUUAAGACUGUGCAACGAGCAUACACUCCGUAUAGCUGCAGUUCCCAACGUGGCUUCAUCGAGCUUCUCAUCAAAGUGUAUUUCCCUUCCAACAAUUCGACGCAACCCCAAACUGUAUUUGCUGGGGGUCAAAUGACCAUGUUGCUCGAAGACAUGGCAAUUGAUGCAGAAGCGGAUGCAUUGACGGUCGAAAUAAAAGGGCCUAUAGGUCAUUUUACAUAUAUCGGUAAUGGGCGAGUUCAAUGCAAGCCUAAUAAUCGUGUUCGCGCCAUUAAUAAGCUCGCUUUGGUUGCAGGCGGCAGUGGAAUUACUCCAAUCUGGUCCACCCUCAAAGCCAUAGCAGACGAGUACUCAGCCUCUUCAGCUUCUGACCGUCGCAAGUCGGUAGAAGUAUGGCUUAUCUAUGGUAAUCGAGAGGAGAAAGACAUCCUGAUUCGCGAGGAGCUUGACGAACUCUCACGUCAGAUGGAAGGGAAGCUGCAUAUAUGGCAUGUGUUGAGUUCUAAUGCGAUAAGAGAGGAGUGGGCAAUGGGAAGAGGAUAUGUGGAUCUAGAAUGUCUCCAAAAUCACCUACCGCCAGCAUCUUUUCCUCUGGCUGGUGUAGACCAUAAGGAUACGUUGGCGUUAGUUUGUGGUCCCCCCGCGAUGGAAGCGAAUGUUUCUGUAGGAUUAGAAAAGCUUGGGUGGAACGUUGAGGAAGAUGUGAUAACUUUCUAG
Molecule: messenger RNA, 2943 nt
Organism: Trichoderma gamsii
Lineage: Eukaryota; Fungi; Ascomycota; Sordariomycetes; Hypocreales; Hypocreaceae
Product: nitrate nonutilizer-3
Exons: 1
Coding region: 1-2943 (980 amino acids)
Molecular function (GO): heme binding; molybdopterin cofactor binding; oxidoreductase activity
Source: RefSeq, a predicted model, not a curated record